Messenger RNA from Spirodela intermedia, 749 nucleotides. The record is from the annotation of a GenBank genome assembly. Lineage: Eukaryota; Viridiplantae; Streptophyta; Magnoliopsida; Alismatales; Araceae.
AUGGCCUCCACCGCCGCCGCCUCCUUCCUCCACCCCACCAGCUUCCCCAAAACCCCCGCCGGCGGCCGGCGGAGGAUCCGCGCUCCGCGGCGGUGCUCCGCGGCUGCGCAGCCGCAGCAGGCGGAGGAGGCCCAGGCGAGCCCGCCGGCUCCGCCGCCGCAGGCGCAGGAGAGCGUGCCGCCGUCGGCUGCGAGGGCGGCGGCGCCGCUGUCGCCGCAGCCGGCGGCACGGAGUAAGAACAUGAGCCGGGAGUACGGCGGCCAGUGGCUGAGCAGCGUCACCCGCCAUGUGAGGAUCUACGCCGCCUACAUCGACCCGGUGACCCACGCCUUCGACCAGACGCAGAUGGACAAGCUGACCCUCAUCCUCGACCCCACCAACGAGUUCAUCUGGACCAAGGAGUCCUGCCAGAAGGUCUACGACUACUUCCAGGAGCUCGUCGACCACUACGAGGUCAACUCCUUCUCCCAUGCCUGAAUUGUGCGUUACAGAUCUGGUCAAACGGUGGAUUGGAGAGGGGGUGGUGGAAUUGAUCUUUGCGGCGCCGUCGACUUGGGCAGGGAGCGGACCUCACAGAGUACACCCUCCGGCUGAUCGGCUCUGAUCUCGAGCACUUCAUCCGCAAGCUGCUCUACGAUGGAGAGAUCAACUACAAUAUGAACGCCAGGGUCCUGAACUUCAGCAUGGGCAAGCCCCGGGUCAUCUUCAACGGCGGCGGCGCCGCCACCCAGCCUGAGGGCCUCCCGUGA